AUGAGUGUUCUGCCUAAAGUUUGGAAGAGAGUUAUGGUCACUUUCUUGUGUGCUUUUGUUUGUUUCUUCAUCUACAACCUUGUUGCCUUCUUUGCCCUAGUUAUAGUGUCAAUAUGGGCUUUCGGCAUGCAGGGAGAAAAUGAUGGUCUUGUUAAGUUUGUUCUCGUGAUCAUGGCGAUUGUUUAUGUCCUUGGAUCCGUGUACCUUUCAGUUAUAUGGCAUUUAGCUAGUGUAGUAACUGUGUUGGAGGAUUCAUAUGGGGUGAAAGCCAUGCUUAAAAGCAAGGAAUUGUUAAAGGGGAAGAUGACAAUAGCCUUAGUUUUCUUUUUCAAGUUCAAUCUUUCACUUGGUAUCCUAAACUUUAUUUUCAAGAAGUUUGUGGUACAUGGACAUGGGAAGCAUAUGCAUCUAGGGAUGUUGUAUAGGACAGGAUUUGGGUUGCUUUGUCUUCUUAUGAUGUUCAAGUUGGUGUUACUUGGUUUGGUGAUACAAACAAUUAUUUACUUUGUUUGCAAGUCCUAUCACCAUGAGAACAUUGACAAAUCUGCACUUUCUGAUCAUCUUGAAGUUUAUUUGGGUGAGUAUGAACCUUUGAAGUCCAAAGAUGUUCAAAUGGAGGGUUAUGAAAGUUCAUCUUCUGUUCCUUCAUCUUCUGUUCCUUCACAGAACAAGGGGAAAAUGGAACUUCUUUCUACUCAGAGAUUAGCCCCAUUUUUUGAUUCUUAUGCUUGUUCUUUUCUUCCUUUCUCUCUUAUUUUUUACCUGAUG
This is a messenger RNA of Nicotiana tabacum (common tobacco), 768 nucleotides long. Lineage: Eukaryota; Viridiplantae; Streptophyta; Magnoliopsida; Solanales; Solanaceae. The record is from RefSeq and is a predicted model, not a curated record.